AUGGGCGAACCACCCGUGCCCAGGGCGCCAGCCGAUGGCCCUGCGCCCUCUUCUCAGAGCAGCAAUGGAAGCGAGUCGACCUUUUUCAACGGAGACGAACGAGUGGAACACGAAUCGGUCAAAAUUCAUCAUCACACCGAAGCAAGCGAGACUGUCGAAUACAUGGAAGAACACAGCCAACAAGUGGAAAUGGAGAGGCGGCAGUCUGCAGUACAAUCCCUUGCACGACAGUAUACACAGCGAUCCAGUGUCGGCGGCCACAUUGGUGGCCACAGCCCCUUUACCACGGAUGAUCCCAUGUCCCCCUUGAACCCGCUAGGAGAAAAGUUCAAUGCUCGAACAUGGGCUCGCACCAUUGCCAACCUUACAUCGGAACACGGAGGCGGAUACCGAACGGCCGGCGUCUGUUUUCAAAACAUGAACGUGUUUGGCUACGGCGCCGACACCGACUACCAAAAGGACGUCGGCAAUGUAUUGUUGGAAGCACCCAAGGCCCUUCCGGCCCUCUUUGGACAGAAGCGAGGACUGCGACGAGUCGACAUCUUGCGCGACUUUAACGGUGUCAUUGAUGCCGGAGAAAUGUGCAUUGUCCUCGGUCCUCCGGGAGCAGGAUGUUCCACAUUUCUCAAGACACUGGCAGGUGAAAUGAACGGCAUCUACACCGAUCCCAGCACCUAUCUCAACUACCAGGAACUAUCGGCCAAGGAAAUGCACAAGUACCACGCCGGAGAUGCCAUCUACACCGCCGAGGUCGAUGUUCACUUUCCCAUGCUGAGUGUCGGUGAGACCUUGUCUUUUGCCUCUCGUGCGAGAUGUCCUAGAACCCUUCCUGAAGGUAUCUCUCGUGACGAAUACUGUGGUCAUCUCCGAGAUGUUGUCAUGGCCAUGUAUGGUAUCUCGCAUACCGUCAACACCCGAGUUGGUAACGAGUACAUUCGUGGAGUGUCUGGUGGUGAGAGGAAGCGUGUCACGAUCGCCGAGGCAACCUUGUCCAAUGCACCGCUCCAGUGCUGGGACAACUCUACCCGUGGUUUAGAUUCGGCAAACGCCAUUGAGUUUUGUAAAACCUUGAGACUUCAGUCUGAAAUGUUUGGCCAGACCUGUGCCGUCUCCAUCUACCAAGCUCCCCAGAGUGCAUAUGACCUGUUCGACAAAGCGCUUGUCUUGUACGAGGGUCGUCAAAUCUACUUUGGCCCGGCAACCAAAGCCAAGAGCUACUUCGAGGGUCUCGGCUUUGACUGCCCGUCUCGCCAGACCGUUCCCGACUUCCUCACCUCCAUGACGGCCCCAACCGAGCGUGUCGUCCGACCCGGCUGGGAGAACCGCGUCCCCCGAACCCCCGACGACUUUGCAGCGUGCUGGAAGAAGAGCCAGGAGAGUGAGGAACUGCUCCGUCUGAUUGAGCAGUACAAGCAAGACCACCCCAUCGGUGGUGCCAGCGCCGAGGCUUUCCGCUCCCACAAGCAGUCGGUUCAGGCCAAAGGACAACGUCUCAAGUCGCCCUAUACCUUGUCGUAUGCUCAACAGGUCCAGCUGUGUCUCUGGCGUGGUUGGCGUCGUCUCUUGGGAGCUCCCGAGAACACCAUAUUCUCUCUCAUCGCAAACUCCGCCUCUGGCUUGAUCAUCUCUUCCCUGUUUUACAACAUGCCCCAGACAACCACGUCCUUCUACAGUCGCGCUGCCGCCCUCUUUGUGGCCAUUUUGACCAAUGCAUUCUCGAGUGCGCUCGAGAUCUUGACGCAGUAUUCGCAGCGUCCCAUUGUCGAAAAACACGUCCGCUACGCCUUUUAUCAUGCAUCGGCUGAAAGUUACGCUUCGAUUCUUGUCGACAUGCCAUACAAGAUCCUCAACGCCAUUGUCUAUAACCUCAUCUUCUACUUUAUGACUAAUCUCAACCGCACACCUGGAGCAUUCUUCUUCUUCUUGUUUGUAUCUUUCCUCAUGACUCUGUCCAUGUCUGGUCUGUUCAGAUCCAUUGCCGCAUUGUCUCGGACUCUAUCCCAAGCCAUGGUACCUGCCUCGAUUCUCAUUCUUGCUCUUGUCAUCUUUACCGGUUUUGCUAUUCCGGUUGACUACAUGCUGGAUUGGUGCCGCUGGAUCAACUACCUAAACCCUGUCGCCUACGGUUUCGAAGCCCUAAUGGUCAACGAGUUUCACAAUCGCGAAUACACAUGUGGUGCCUAUGUGCCUAGCCCUUCCGUCCCCGGAUACGAGAAUACCUCCAUGGCCAACAUGGCCUGCUCGGCCGUCGGUGCGGUGACGGGACAAUCGUACGUCCUUGGUGACACUUAUAUUGCCACGGCCUACAAGUACUACCACAGCCACAAGUGGCGAAACGUUGGCAUCCUGAUUGCAUUCGCUAUUGGCCUUCACGCCAUCUACAUUACGGCGGCCGAAUACAUUGCGGCCAAGAAGUCAAAGGGUGAAGUGCUCGUCUUCCGCAAAGGUUUCGUUCCAUCAUCUUUCAAGACAUCGGGUGACCAGGAGGCCAACGCCACUCGGCCCGGCGCGCAAAUCGCCAGCAAGGACUCGAGCGGCUCCGACUCGGAGGGCGCCAUUCAAGCCUCCACCAGCGUCUUCCACUGGGGCCAGCUGUGCUACGACGUCAAGAUCAAGAACGAAACCCGCCGCAUCCUAGACCACGUCGACGGCUGGGUCAAGCCGGGCACGCUGACGGCGCUCAUGGGUGUCUCGGGUGCCGGCAAGACCACGCUGCUCGACUGUCUCGCCGAUCGCGUCUCCAUGGGUGUCAUUACCGGUGAAAUGUUGGUCGACGGCAAGAUUCGCGAUCAGUCCUUCCAGCGAAAGACUGGUUACGUUCAGCAGCAAGACUUGCAUCUCGAGACUAGUACUGUGAGAGAAGCCUUGGAGUUCUCGGCCCUGUUGCGUCAACCUGCUAGCACUCCAAGAGCUGAGAAAUUGGCCUAUGUCGACGAAGUCAUCAAGCUCUUGGAUAUGGAGGAAUAUGCUGAUGCUGUUGUCGGUGUUCUUGGUGAAGGUCUCAAUGUCGAACAACGGAAGCGACUCACCAUUGGUGUGGAGCUGGCUGCGAAACCCCCUCUGCUCUUGUUUGUGGACGAACCGACCUCGGGUCUCGACUCGCAGACAUCAUGGGCUAUCCUCAACCUCCUCGAAAAGCUGUCAAAGGCCGGCCAGUCCAUCCUGUGCACCAUUCACCAGCCCUCCGCCAUGUUGUUCCAGCGCUUUGAUCGACUCCUUUUCCUUGCCAAGGGAGGAAAGACUGUGUAUUUCGGCGAUAUCGGCAAGAACUCUAGGACCAUGAUUGACUACUUUGAACGAAAUGGCGCGCCUGCUUGCCAUGACGGACAGAACCCGGCCGAAUGGAUGCUUUCCGCCAUUGGUGCUGCCCCCGGCUCCACGUCCGAGGUCGACUGGCACCAGGCCUGGCUCAAGAGUCAGGAGUACGAAGCCGUGCAAACCGAGCUGGCCGAUCUCAAGUCUGGUGGCCUGACCCGCACAAUGACCAAUGCUACCGCCAAGACCGAAUCGCUUCGGGAGUUUGCUACCCCCCUCUGGGACCAGCUUCGCAUCGUCACACAUCGCGUUUUCCAGCAAUACUGGCGCACACCCUCCUAUAUUUACGCCAAGACUACUCUCUGUAUCUCCGUCGCCCUGUUCAUUGGUCUCGUCUUUCUCAAUGCACCCCUCACCAUUCAAGGCUUGCAAAAUCAAAUGUUUGCCAUCUUCAACUUGUUGAGUGUAUUUGGUCAGCUCGUCCAGCAACAGAUGCCGCAUUUCGUCACGCAACGCUCCCUGUAUGAAGUGCGCGAAAGGCCUUCCAAGACAUACAGCUGGAAGGUGUUUAUGCUCUCGCAGAUUAUUGUCGAAAUCCCAUGGAAUUCCCUCAUGUCCUUGUUCAUGUGGAUCUGCAUCUAUUAUCCCGUUGGGUUCUACAAGAAUGCCGAAGCUGCUGGCCAAACUCAUGAACGUGGUGCCUUGAUGUGGUUGCUCAUUUGGCAAUUCAUGAUCUUUACUUGCACCUUUGCCAAUGCUUGUAUAUCCAUCACGGACACGGCCGAGGCGGGUGGUAACCUGGCCAAUGUACUAUUCCAGCUCUGUCUCUUCUUUUGCGGUGUCCUGGCCACGCCCGCCGCCAUGCCUGGCUUCUGGAUCUUCAUGUACAGGGUGAGCCCUUUUACAUAUCUAGUAUCGGCGCUACUGUCAACCGGUCUGGCCAAUACCUCUGUGCAGUGCGCCGCCAACGAGCUGGUGAGCAUUACGCCGCCCCUGGGCCAGACGUGCGGCGAGUACAUGUCCAGCUACAUAUCCGCCGCCGGCGGCUACCUCCAAGACGCCAACGCCACCGACUCGUGCAGCUACUGCUCCAUCUCCGAGACCAACGUCUUCCUGACGUCCCUCAGCUCUAGCUACGCCACGAGGUGGCGCGACUUUGGCAUUGGCAUGGUGUACAUUGUGGUCAACAUUGCUGCCGCCUUGUUCUUGUACUGGCUGGUGCGCAUGCCCAAGGGUAACAAGGACAAGAGCAAGAAGGAGGAGAAGAAGGAGAAGAAUUAG
Molecule: messenger RNA, 4536 nt
Organism: Pestalotiopsis fici W106-1
Lineage: Eukaryota; Fungi; Ascomycota; Sordariomycetes; Amphisphaeriales; Sporocadaceae
Exons: 5
Coding region: 1-4536 (1511 amino acids)
Biological process (GO): transmembrane transport
Cellular component (GO): membrane
Molecular function (GO): ABC-type transporter activity; ATP binding; ATP hydrolysis activity
Source: RefSeq, a predicted model, not a curated record